GUUUCAUUGAAAUUCGAGUUCAUUCUUUUAUAUGGUUAUGAAUUUUUCACAUAUCUCAGUAUUUGCUCGUGCAAUUUUGGCAUUAAAUCGUGUUGGCAAUGAAUUGUACAUGGAACCAAGUGAUUUCGGUCUUAUUUUACGGUCGUUGAGCUGUUCAAAAUCAGCCUUUGGUACUUUUAUGUUUUCCAAAUCAUUCUUCAGUGAAUGUGAUGUGUUGCGACUUGAUCCAAAUGCUUACAAUGUUUGCCGAAUUCCAAUGAAGUGUGCUUUGUCAGCCUUCAAAUGUGUAAAAAGUUCUGAAAAAGCAGUUCUUUCCUGUCAGCUUCAUCUCAAUCCUCGGGCCGAUGCCAUGCUUAUUCAGAUCACACAUAGCUAUGAUGUAGUGAAAAAUCAUAAAAUACCAUUCUUCGAAUGCGCCACCAUGUUUCGAACCGUUGUCGAUAAAGCGAAUUUGAAUAAUUGUUUUGUUAUACAAGCAAGAUUGUUGCUCGAAAUGUUCAAUCGAAUGCAUCACAACACGGAUGAAAUUUCAAUUGAUGCUAAAAUUGACGAAAUAUUAUUCAGAAAUUAUAUUACACACGAACAAGAUAGAGAUAUGGUCAUGAAAACCGAGGGAAAAAUUCCAAUUGCUGAAUUUCAGAAGUAUAAUAUCCAGCGACCAACCGAAAUUACUGUGAAUUUAAAGGAACUGAAAGCUAUUGUAAAUUUUGCUGAUGUUCAUCAGUCACUUGUCAGCAUUUAUUUCGACCUUCCAGGAACACCUAUAGUAAUAGCUUUGGAAGAUGAUGUCAAUUACACAGCUGAAGUAAUACUUGCAACAGCUGUGGAUGAUCCUGCAGGUUAUGACUUGAAUUCGGAAGUUCCUGUUGAAAUUGUUCAUGUCCCAGCUGAAGAAGGACAGCUUAAGCGGAAGCGAAGUCAGUCUUCGUUAAAUCCGCAUCUCUCAGGAAGUUUGGUAGCAGAUUGUACGGUGGCAAGAAAACGAAUCAUUGAGGCAUCAAGUGCCAGAAAUAAUAAUGUAGAUGAAAGGUUAAAUGGAGCAGGAAACAUAGAUUUUGUUAUUGGUCCACCAUGCGCAACUUCUUCUCCCAUCAGCAAAGCAUCACCGGGAAAAAAGGGAGAAAAUAGCACAUUGGCAGAGAUUCUAAAACUACAGGACGAGGCGAUGGAUACCGAGAACAAUGUAGCAGAAACUUCGAGAAAGAAUGCCGAUGUUGGUAGUGUUAGGGGAUGUGGAUCAGAAAGCCCGCCUUCCCGAGGCCCAGCUCUCUUUCGCUAUUUAUUUUCACUUGAUGAGCCAACAUUUGAUUCGACAGAAUUUUCCCGUGACACAGAAGUUUUGGCUUCAGAUUCAGGUUCGGAAACUUCAGGUCUGCACCCUGAACAAUAUAUUUUUGACUCUGACUCAGAACCCAAUGCUUCGUGACUGCUUGCUCACAUCAUGUCUAAAAUCUUGAAGAAUUGAUCUCAUGAAAUGCAGUUCAGUUCUUGACAUUG
Messenger RNA from Loa loa (African eye worm), 1497 nucleotides. RefSeq names its product Rad9 family protein. Lineage: Eukaryota; Metazoa; Nematoda; Chromadorea; Rhabditida; Onchocercidae. The transcript has 9 exons. The coding region runs from base 32 to 1426 and encodes 464 amino acids. Gene Ontology annotation, biological process: DNA repair; mitotic intra-S DNA damage checkpoint signaling; cellular response to ionizing radiation. The record is from RefSeq and is a predicted model, not a curated record. Gene Ontology annotation, cellular component: checkpoint clamp complex.